Pocillopora damicornis (cauliflower coral) is the source of this 1129-nucleotide messenger RNA. RefSeq lists its product as uncharacterized. The record is from RefSeq and is a predicted model, not a curated record. Lineage: Eukaryota; Metazoa; Cnidaria; Anthozoa; Scleractinia; Pocilloporidae.
UCUAGUAAGGUGCCUACAUAGUGAAUGUCUCCUGUCAUAAUGUGCGCGUUAUUUCCGAUCGACUCUCCAGAAUUCCUGCAUCUUCCAAAUCUUGUUAAAUGCUCGCUGGCACAUGAAACAAUUGUUAAUCUUAAGUGUGUUGUGCCGCAUUGGUUACGCAAAGGAUGUUGCGCUUCAAUAUGUUUCAGUAGGUAGACAUUUAACACUCUUAGGCUAUCAAGAUCAGUUCUAGUAAGGUGCCUACACAGUGAAUAUCUCCUGUCAUUUGGGAUCGUCUACUUUAAGGCUUUGAUUGAAGUUGAAGUUGGUGAGUGUCAAGUCAAAGCUAGUACACUAGAACUAUUUUUUAUACAUCUUACACUUUCGUCGCAGUCAGCCAUAAUCUUCGUCUAAGAUCAUGGGAGCAUCCAUUUCGAAAAAACUUGAGGAACAACAGAAAAACAAUGACGAUAAAGCCGUGCAAGAGCUGCAGAUGCUGCAAGAGUUGAUGGUUAAUAAAGUUGCCGCCGCUACAUCAAAGAUGAGGGAAGAAGCGCUCAAAGACGCCAAUGUCCCGAUUGUGGCGUUUGUCGACACAUCAGAGAAGUAUUCUGUCAGCGUGUCGAACGUGCCUGAUGAAGACAUAACUAAAUCAAUCAAAGAUAUGUUUGGUGGAAACAUCAUACAGGGUCUUGUGAGCCUCAUCGGCGUGGCCCUCAAUCAGUUCUUGGGAAACACGCAGGCUGGCGCAAGUGAGCAGAACGAUUACCACAUCGUCUUUAGCAAUAACACCCUCAUGCGAAUCGAUGUUAUGUUUUACAAAUACGAGUUUUCAUCCAAAGGAGUUGAAGAUGAACGUCGGAAUGGUUUCUGCUACUGCACACAAGCUGCUGUUAUCGACCUCAAGAAGGUGAGCCCGCAAGUCUUGCUAUACGAGCUCACACGUACAAUUGGCCAUGAAAAUAUUCCCGACGCAGUAAAACAGCUUCAUUUGGCUGAAUUUGGAGAGGAGUUGUACCAAGUCGUCAACGAGUUGACCGCCGCUGCCAAGAAAACCUUCACAGAUUCUGACGAUGGUGCUGAUCGUAAGAAACAAAUAAGAAAUGCAAGCGAAGAAGAGGAUGAUGAAGAACAUGAUGACUGAGAAGCA